AUGUCUUCGAUCCGGCUGCGAAUUGACGGACGGAUAUUCCGCGACCCUCAGAACCGUGAAGUUACCCUACACGGCAUCAACUGUGCAGCAGACGCCAAGUUCCCUGCGUCUCCCAAUCAGCCUUCACACGUGCCAGACAACUUCUUCGAUGGCGACAACGUUUCUUUCGUAAACCGACCGUUUUCUCUGCAGGAUGCGGGGACACAUUUCUCGCGAUUGCGUAGUUGGGGCUACAACACAAUCCGCUACAUUUUCACAUGGGAAGCCAUAGAGCAUACUGGGCCCGGAAAGUACGAUGAAGAGUGGAUAGAUCACACAAUCGCCGUGUUGCGUAAAGCGAAGGAAUAUGGCUUCUAUAUCUUCAUGGAUCCGCAUCAGGACGUCUGGUCGCGAUUCUCUGGAGGCUCUGGUGCACCUAUGUGGACGCUGUACGCCUGUGGCCUAGAUCCCGAGCACUUCGCCGUUACAGAAGCCGCGCUUGUCCAAAAUACAUAUCCCGAACCUGCGAACUACCCCAAGAUGAUAUGGGCCACCAACUACACACGUUUAGCAUGUCAAGUCAUGUGGACAAUCUUUUUUGGUGGUAGGGACUUUGCGCCCAAGGCCAUCAUCGACGGAAAAAAUAUACAGGACUACUUGCAAGAACACUACCUUGGGUCAUGUGAACACCUUGCGAAACGGAUACGCGACGCAGGUGACCUUUGGCACGACCCAAUCGUGGGGUGGGAAAGCAUGAACGAGCCCAACCGGGGACUGAUUAGCUACCAGGAUAUCACUCAGAUACCGAGCGAGCAGAAGUUGCAGAAGGGUACGUCACCCACUGCGUGGCAAGCCAUUCUUACCGGAUCGGGAAGAGCUUGCGAGAUCUCAACAUGGGACUUUGGUGGUCUCGGCCCCUAUAAGAGUGGCUCGGUCCUGGUGGACCCCGAAGGAACCAUGGCGUGGUUAUCAAAAGACUGUGACGAUACUAAAUACGGCUGGAAGCGCGAUCCCGGGUGGCGAUUGGGCGAGUGCUUGUGGGCUCAACACGGCGUAUGGGAUCCCAAAACUGAUACAGUCCUGAAGAAAGAUUACUUUGGAGUCGACCCCAAGAACGGUGCCAAGAUUGACUACGAGUACUUUACCAACCAUUACUGGCUGCCGCAUUACCGUGCGUACAGCAAAAUGGUCAAAUCAAUCUUCCCGGACUCGUUGAUGUUUUUCCAGCCACCGGUGUUGGAGAUUCCUCCUACGAUCAAGGGUACCGAGGACGACGACCCCAACAUCAUCUUCUCCCCGCAUUUCUAUGACGGCAUCACGCUCAUAACUAAGAAAUGGAACCGGGUAUGGAAUGUGGAUGUGUUUGGUGUGCUGCGGGGAAAGUAUCUGACGCCAGCUCUUGCCAUCAAGAUUGGCGAGAGUGCGAUUAGAAAUUGCUUCUCCCAUCAGCUCAAGGCAAUCCGGGAUGAGGGCACAGAGUACAUGGGGGUUCACCCCUGCGUCUUUACCGAGAUUGGUAUUCCAUAUGACAUGGACGACAAGUAUGCAUACAAGACUGGCAACUACAGCAGCCAAAUAGCAGCGCUAGAUGCCAAUCAUUUUGCACUGGAGGAUAGCAAGGCUAAUGGGUUUGCGUUGUGGACCUAUGUGGUUAAUAACUGCCAUUACUGGGGUGACAUGUGGAAUGGCGAGGACUUGUCCAUCUAUUCCCAAGACGACCAGGCGGUUCCUGCGGGUCCCUUCCCACCAGCUGCAUCUCGUGCAUCUCUUGAUACUAGUUCGCCGACGUUUUCGAAAUCUCAAUCGGCUGAUACUGCUAGCAUUACCCCUUCCAACAUACAAAAGACAGUGUCCUCGGAACAGAUGAGUCCGAAAAAUGACGAGGGUGAUGUCCGUGGGUUACGCGCGGCAGAAGCCUUCAUUCGACCUACGCCUAUUGUAGUGCAUGGAGACAUCUCAUCGUACGGCUUCGACCUGAGGUACUGCACAUUCAAGCUUGCGCUUUCAGCGCCGAGCUCGACAUCAGAGGACGCACCCACAGUUUGCUACCUUCCCGAAUUUCACUUCCCAUCCGGCCAAACCAGUGUCGAAGUCAGCGGUGGCAAGUGGGCAAUUACGUCGGAAGAGACCAAUGGUGCGUUGCAGCAGACACUGCGGUGGUGGCAUGCAGCAGGCGACCAGAGCAUUACUGUCAAGGGAAUGGUGCGGAAGCCGGGAAAUGCACUAGGCACAGAAGAUGACGAAGGGGGCUACCUACAGCAGUAUUCCAGCCAGAUUUGCACUGUUAUGUAG
Pyrenophora tritici-repentis Pt-1C-BFP is the source of this 2271-nucleotide messenger RNA. Its product is annotated as glycoside hydrolase family 5 protein. Gene Ontology annotation, biological process: carbohydrate metabolic process; ergosteryl 3-beta-D-glucoside catabolic process. The record is from RefSeq and is a predicted model, not a curated record. Gene Ontology annotation, molecular function: steryl-beta-glucosidase activity. NCBI's taxonomy places the organism in Eukaryota, Fungi, Ascomycota, Dothideomycetes, Pleosporales, Pleosporaceae.